Anopheles cruzii is the source of this 1146-nucleotide messenger RNA. It is a transcript of the gene RpL8, whose product is annotated as 60S ribosomal protein L8. Bases 102 to 887 code for a protein of 261 amino acids. The record is from RefSeq and is a predicted model, not a curated record. The transcript is spliced from 3 exons. Lineage: Eukaryota; Metazoa; Arthropoda; Insecta; Diptera; Culicidae. Gene Ontology annotation, biological process: cytoplasmic translation. Gene Ontology annotation, cellular component: ribosome; cytosolic large ribosomal subunit. Gene Ontology annotation, molecular function: structural constituent of ribosome; RNA binding.
GUUCGGUUGUUCUCUCUUUCUUUCCGGCUCGUCGCAGAGUCUAGUGAACACACAUUUUGUGUAUCAUUAAAUUCAAUUUAAGACCCUGUUAAGGCGUCGCAAUGGGACGCGUUAUUCGCGCGCAGCGUAAAGGUGCCGGAUCCGUGUUCCGGGCACACACCAAAAAGCGCAAGGGACAGCCGAAACUGCGUAAUCUGGAUUACGCCGAACGUCACGGAUACCUGAAGGGUGUCGUGAAGCAAAUUAUUCACGAUCCGGGCCGCGGCGCACCGCUGGCGGUGGUGCACUUCCGCGAUCCGUACAAGUUCCGGCUGUGCAAGCAACUGUUCAUCGCGGCCGAGGGCAUGUACACCGGCCAGUUCGUGUACUGUGGCAAGCGCGCUCAGCUGCAGAUCGGCAAUGUGCUCCCGAUCGGUCUCAUGCCUGAGGGUACGAUCGUGUGCAAUCUGGAGGAGAAGACCGGUGAUCGGGGCAAGCUGGCGCGUACCUCGGGCAACUAUGCCUCGGUUAUCGCGCACAAUCCGGACACCAAGCGGACGCGUGUGAAGCUGCCGUCGGGUGCUAAGAAAGUGCUGCCGUCGGCCAACCGUGCGAUGGUCGGAAUCGUUGCCGGUGGUGGUCGUAUCGACAAGCCCAUCCUGAAGGCGGGUCGGGCGUACCACAAGUACAAGGUGAAGCGCAACUGCUGGCCGAAGGUGCGCGGUGUGGCCAUGAACCCCGUCGAGCAUCCGCACGGUGGUGGUAACCAUCAGCACAUCGGUAAGGCGUCGACCGUCAAGCGCGGAACGCCUCCGGGUCGCAAGGUCGGUCUCAUCGCUGCCCGCCGUACCGGACGUAUCCGAGGAGGCAAGGGCGACGAGAAGUUCAAGGAGAAGGAGAAGAAGUAAGCGGCGGCAACGACGGCGUCACGUCGGUAGUUGUGCUGCGGUCCGCGGCUGGUUUCUACUGUUGGCACCGAUGCGCGCUGCUGCGGAACUGUUCGUUUUUGUUGUUCUACGCUCUGUAUCUACGAGAGGAGGACAUCGCUGGGAGAGUGACAGGAAUGUGAAAGGGUGUUCGAAACAUUCGCGGAGGAACAUCCGUUGAGGGGAAUCCUGGGGUGGUUGAAGCAAGAAAUAAAAAAAGGAGAAGAAAACUUGCAAACAA